GCACAGCGACCACGGAGCAUGUAUGCAGGCUCCAUGUCUACUCCAGGCUAUCCUGGGGUCUGCACAUCAUAUCGAACUCACUGUUACAUCCCAGUGACUUCUUCUGUUACUCUUAGCUCCAAUGAUUUAAGCCCUGCCUGUGGACACUACUUACCCAGUAGCUACCAAGGAAAUCUCUGGCUCCUGGAUUACUGCCAAGAAUCCUACGGUGAAGCACCAACCUGCGAAUCUCCUAGCUGUGAGCCCAAGACCUGCAGCACCACUGGUUGUGACCCAUCAGACUCCUCUGUGCCCUGCAACUCCCCAUCAGCAGGCCAAGUCUUCAGUGUCUGUGAAACUACCAACAUCAAACCCAGCCCCAGCUGCAGCCCAUGCACUCAGAUCAACGGGUAUGUAUGCAAUUGCCACACACCCACUCGAAGUGCAUCCAAAGCCUGCCAAACCCUCCACAAUGGUUCCAACUGCUUUGGACAGCUUAACUGCUCAUCCAAGAGUUUCCAAACUCUAAACCACUGCAGAUUGAGUACUUUGGGGUAUAAAAGCUACCAAAAUCCUUGCUUCAUACCCAGCUACGUCUCACCAUUAUGUUAUACUUCCAACAGCUGCCAACCCCAAAGCUAUUUAAUGAGAAAUUAUCACUAUUCGAGCUACAGGCCUACGAGCUGCCGACCACUGAGCUAUUUAUCUCGAAGCUUCAGGUCUCUGAGCUGUAUACCCAGUACCUUUCCACCUCUGAGGUAUUUAUGCAGUGGUAGCAGACCUCUGAAAUGCUAUUGACCAGCUUACAGAAUUUAUAGCAACUGGAAAUUGCCCAGUGGG
Piliocolobus tephrosceles (Ugandan red Colobus) is the source of this 819-nucleotide messenger RNA. RefSeq names its product keratin associated protein 24-1 (gene KRTAP24-1). The transcript has a single exon. Gene Ontology annotation, cellular component: keratin filament. NCBI's taxonomy places the organism in Eukaryota, Metazoa, Chordata, Mammalia, Primates, Cercopithecidae. Gene Ontology annotation, molecular function: structural molecule activity. The record is from RefSeq and is a predicted model, not a curated record. Bases 19 to 777 code for a protein of 252 amino acids.